AGUAACGUGGGGCCAGAAGACAAGCUUUUUUUGUUGGGUGGGGUAGACAUUGUUGUUAUAGCUGGAGAAGUAAGUAGUUGUAGUUCUGCAGUACACAAUAUCAAUGACAUUACUUACCCACCAGGUGUUUGUUGGCUCCUCUCAUUUGAUUGCGCGAUAACUAGUCUUAACCUAGUACCCGCACUACAAUUUGUUUUCGUUUUUAUCAGACGCGAUUAUAAAAAGGAGCAAACCUCCCAGCACACAAAGACAAAUGGACUUCCGAGAAACAGCAAUGUUAGUGUCACCAGUGGCAUAGCGACAAUGUUAAACUUUCUGCAGACAUACGACUGCGAUGGUUCAAGUACGUCGGACCAUAGAAGGCACGGGAGCUGCAGCACAUACUUAUCAGGAUACGUAACGCCAUUUGAGCAGAUGGAGUCGCUUAUCUUCCCCCCCGACAACAACCAUAACCCCAACACUGGCACAAGUCCUUCCGGCUUCAUUGCGCCGCUACCUGUAGGAGCAUUAGCGACACCGAGUGGAGAUGGUAGUGUGUUUCGUUCUCGUACUCGUUUCCUAUGUGAUCACUUUUUAUGUGAUCAUUGAUUCUGCAUCAAAUGAUGCAUCGAUCCUUUUGUUCUCUACACAUUUCAUGUGUUAUUCCUGUUACUUCAUCGCUGUACAAUAAAACUGCAGGCACAAACUGCGAGUUUCCUCCGACCCACGGGCUGACGCAAGGUUUGAUUUCCGAAUACCGAGUUGCUCAAAGCGACGCAGAGGAGGGCGGGGGUCGCACGUCGAUCCACAUCGUCCCCGAAAGCGAGGUGCUGGUAGAACCGCAGGAGCCGCACCAGGUAUCCAAUCUAAUGGAAGGUGAGCAUGCAACCAGCGCGCCUUCUACGGCAACAUUGCGCGAUCCCGCAGUAGAGGCAGCAAGACACGACCUCCAGCACGACCCCCGCGUUGGUGACGCGCACGUCCAGGCUUCCCGCCGCAAUAAGACCCUGGCCCGGCACGAGUCCGAAGAGUCCUCUUUUGCCGAGCACCUUCCAGGGGCGAAGGCCGUGAAUUCAGGCGUGAAAAAUUAUUUCUCCUUUCUAAACUCUUUCCACAAACGGAAACCGUCCCCAGUAGAAACUGAUGACCCGCAGUGGAAGCAUUUGCUACAGGUGCCGAUCAAACCAGCAACCGGAGCUGCUGGUGGUUCGAAGCAGAAGGGAAACGGGAUUAAGAGUCGCGGCGAUACUUCAGCGUCGAGUAGUAGUCGAAACGGUUCCUGCUCUUCGUCAUCCUCGGUCUCAAUUUCGAAUCAAGAGGACAGCAGCUGCAGUGUGGACGAAAGUUGCGCAUUGAGUAGUGGUGCCAUUCUUGAAGACGCUCCCGCUGGGUUAGUUUUGCAACCAAGUAGUCGCGACGAGAGCGAGUUGGGCAGCAGUAAAACUACAGGGACCGCUCAUGGGAAAUCAGCAUCUUCAACAACAGAAGGGAAAUUAUCGGGAGCCACGUCGCUGUCAGUAGAAGCGGGCUCGAGGAAAAGUAGUCCUUCAGUCGAGGAGUUCAUCAGCCUCAACGCCAUGCGGCAGCACUGCAAAGCGCGAGGACCACUUCCCCACACAGAUCCGAGUAAAGGUCAAUAUGUGCAUGCCGCGGUCAAAAGAAGCGCUACGACGGCUGAACCCUCAUCAACAGCCCCGUCCACGACUUCAUCUCGGAGCCAGAGCAAAAAACAAAAGGAAAAGUUUUCGAAACACCAGUCAAAAUCUUUUUCCCUCUCAACAUCUUCGAGCGGAUUCGCGUCCCCCGCGUCAAGCCAGGCCGGAUCCACCGCCUACGUGAACGCGAAAUCUUCGCUCGACACGCUGACCCAAGCCCUCUCCCUUAUCGCGGAGACGAAAAAGGGAAUCACCAAUCUGCUCGAGGUGGAGGAGGAGAGCUGCGAUUCCGGCUGCCCCACGCCCAUGUCCGCGGUGUCGGCCCGGACAGGUGUGAGGCAGGACAACUGCUGUAGCGGGGGUCUGUACAAGAGCAACCCGGUCUCGUCCUCGUCGACCGGCUGGAGCAAAAAUCUGCAACAGCAACCCGGGGCGCCGUCUUCGUCUUCCUGCAGUACACCCUGCUCUGCAUCUUGCAGUGGCGCUGGGCGUCGUGCUACAACGGAAGAAGCGAAGAGGAGCCAUGGAACGUCUACUGGUAAUACUACGAGUUCAUCCACCUCUCUGUCGUCAUCUGCGGUGUCUGACGUGAGAAGUGUCAGCAUAUUAAGCGACGUCGACAAGAGUAGAGUUACUAGCACGACUGCAUCAACAACUUCAUCUACGUCCAGACACAGACUGAAAGUUGGGUCUUCAUCCAUGGUGGAAGAUUUUGACACCUGCACACCACGGGCUGCUGGAGACGAGGUUUUGUUGUAUCCCGCAACUACUGGGGGCAGAAACAGCAUCAGCAACAGCACAACAUCUACCUCCAAGGACGAGUUCUUCGAGCAAGUAGAUAAGAACUUCCCAAGAACAAAACAAUCGAAGCUGCAGCAGCUCCAGCGGUUUCAAACGUGCGAAGAGUUGCUCGCUCCACCACGACACGGACAAGUAGAUGAGAGGGAACAGGAACAAUGCACUACCGCGGCUUCUUCGAUAGCGCUCGCGAGAUCUUCGGCCAGGGUUUUGCCGCUAGGGCCACCCUCCGGGUGGUUUUCUGGUGGAAGAAGCACCAAAAUACCAGGAAAUAUACAAUCCGUCGCGCAAGAAGCGGACCAGCAGCUGGAGGAUUGCCGAAUCCGACACUCCACGACCUAUCUUCCGUUCGACGCCGCUGCUAGAAUGUCUUCUCUAUCGGGCAGGUCUUCAGACUCCGCCUCGAAAGUAGUGCCAGAGGCGGAUGAGACUUGUGAGUUUUUCGAAGCUGAAAGCGAAAGCGACACCUCGCCAAAAAGCGGUACUAAAAGUGGGGGAUUAGAACAACGGGAGCGGCAAAGAAGCGUUGAGAUCAAGGGCUUGACGAGCAAAGAACGGAGGGCAACUGCAUUUUCUUUUGCAACUGCAGCUAGCACAUUGACAUUUCCUGUGGGACUUAUGCGUGCAACAGCAAGGGUUUGCGUUUUUGGGCCGGUGGCGUACUACGGGCUGCAGAUGUUUCUCACGAUGCUCGUUGAUUCGGAGUUCGAAGAUGGGCAUGCAGGCGAUAUUCUGUGAACAGGAAAGAAGAUGAGCGUCUCAGGCUCAUCAAACCUACUUAUUAUUAUUUUCCAUCUGCUAAGUGAGAGCUGACGCUGAGCAUCUUGCUGGCUUGCAGUUUUUGCUGUCGUAGUUCAUCAUUGCUUUUUGCCAGCCGGCGGCGACGCUGAGAAUAUUCGCUUGCACCACACCAAUAGCGGUGACAGAAUAUCAAGGCUUUGUUUAUUUUGUGGUCAAACUCAUGCUCCAAACAUCGUGUUUUUAAAGGUUUCAACAUAUUUGCUGAGUUUUGGAAAAGAAACAGGAAAUAAAGUUUGGGUACGUCAACUUCCACGCCCAGAUGCUUUGUGUGAGCAAGGCGGGAAGGCGACUCAGCACAAUAUCCCUAUGUCUUUCUGCUCAGUUGACUUGUCCUGGUAC
Amoebophrya sp. A120 is the source of this 3572-nucleotide messenger RNA. Lineage: Eukaryota; Dinophyceae; Syndiniales; Amoebophryaceae. The record is from the annotation of a GenBank genome assembly.